UUAAACACAGUAGGCUACUAAGGUAGGAGAGAGAUCUAGCUAGCUAGUGAGGGAUCCAUGGCGGAUCUUGUGGUUGGCAUGGCCAAGUCGGUGGUGGACGGGGCGCUGACCAAGGCCCAGGCGGCGAUCGAGGAGGAGGCCAAGCUGCGGGAGAGCGCGCAGCGUAACCUGGUGUACAUCACUGGCGAGUUCCAGAUGAUGCAGUCCUUCCUAAAAAUUGCAGCGAGUGACCGCCUGGAGAAUGCGGUAGGGAGGACGUGGGUGCGGCAGAUCCGCGAUCUCGCCUACGACGUGGAGGAUUGCAUCGAGUUCGUCGUCCACCUCGACAAGAAGAACAGCUGGUGGCUCCGCGUGAUCAAGCCGGUGAGCUGGUUCCUUAGGCCCUGCGUGGACCAGGGCCCGCUGCCGCUGGAUGAGGCGGUCGAUGAGCUGGACCGGCUCAAGGCCAGGGUGGAGGACGUGAGUAGCCGGAACACACGCUACUGCCUCAUCGGCGGCGACUCCGGCUCCAAGUCCGCCACCGCCAUGGAGAAGCAGGAGCCGGUUGCUUCCUCCCGCGAUGAGGCAGUCGCACCGCCAACGGCAUUCAACAGGCUCUUUGAGGCUGCAUUCAAGACCACCCAAAAAGGGCGUCAAUGGGAUCUCACCCAGCUGCUCACCAAGAAAGACCAAGACCUCGGAGUGAUCUCCAUCUGGGGCACCGGAGGUGGGGAGGGCCUUGGGUUGGCAUCCAUUGCCUGGAAUGCCUACGUUGAUAAAGAAACAUGCGAAAAUUUCGCGUGUCGUGCUUGGGUGAAGCUGAUGCACCCUUUCGAUCCCCUCGUGUUCGUCCGGUCAUUGACGGCCCAGUUCCAUGCUACCUCUUACAAAGAGGAGCGCGGCAAGUCCAUAGGGGGUGUGCGAGUCCUGAUGAAGAUGGAGGCCGCACAAGGAGGAGAUUCCCUCAAGGAUUUCGAGCAGCUUGUCAUGGAAAAUAGGUUCCUCGUUGUGUUGGAGGACCUGUCCACCAUGGCAGACUGGGAUGCUAUCAGGAGGUUUUUUCCAAACAUGAUGAAUGGCAGCUGCAUCAUCUUGUCCACCCAACAAUUUGAGGUUGCAAGCUUGUCUGUGGGACAUCCAUACCAGGUCCAGCAUCUCAACCAGCUAUCAGCUGACCACUCUGUUUACGCCUUCUUUACAAAGGGAUCCCAAGAUGAUGUCGACGAAGGCAAAGAAACCAAUAAUGCACCCGCCAUUAAAAAUACGCCAUCAAAGGUUGAUAACCGCAAAAAUAAAGCAGCCAAGAAGUGGAUAGACGAGCAUCCUCUUGUUGGACGCGAGUCAGAAAAGAAGGUUCUUGGUAUAAAUGUAAUUACAGCACGAGGUAAAAGCUACCAAGCUAUGUCGGUGUGGGGAAUAGCCGGAGUUGGAAAAUCAGCUCUCGUAAAAAACAUGUAUUGCGACAAAAUCUUGAACUGCAAGCUAUUCCAGAAGUAUGGUUGGGUGGAUGUAUCACAUCCUUUCAAUCUAUGGGACUUCUCGCGGGUCUUACUUUCCAAUCUUGGUUCUGAUGAUCUUGUAGCCAGUGAAACUACUGCAGACUUGUGUAUGAUGGGAAGCAGAAACCCCAUUGUCGAGUGUCGUGAGAUUCUGAUACAGAAUAGAUGCCUGGUGGUUAUUGAUGGACUGCAAUCCACCAAAGAAUGGGAUCUCAUAAAAGCUGAGCUUGUAUCUGGAUGUAAUCCCCGGAAUAUUGUCAUCGCCGUUACAUCAAAACAAGAAAUUGCCACUCAUUGCCGCGGAAAUAAGGGAGAGUUCGUAUUUAAUGUCAAAGGUCUGGAAGCCGACACGGCCUUUGAACUCUUCGAGAAGGUAUCCACUCUGGGUGACAUUGAAGAGCGACAAGAACUUACUUCAAUAUGUGGUGGACUUCCCAAAGUAAUAGUUGAGGUAGCAGGUUCAUUCGCCAAAAAUACAGCUCGAUGGAAAGAUGCACUUUCAACAAAUAAUAAGUUUAUGCCAGAACUCGAGAACAAUGGAGAGUUUGAAAAACUGAAGGGUCUGUUCAAUUGGAUGAAUUCGUACUUCCGCAAUUGCCGAGAUUCCCUCAAGCCAUGUAUCUUAUAUCUACCAAUUUUCCCUCGAAACUACCCCAUUCGGCGGAGGCGGCUUGUAAGGCGGUGGAUUGCUGAGGGUUACUCCAAGGACAGCCAUGAAGAGUCCGCAGAGAUGAACGGGGAGGAACAAUUCUGUGACCUCCUUAAUCUGAGUAUAAUCCAGCAGCCAUCUGCGUUGGGUUUGGGUGACACAAGGAUGGUGUUUUGCCAAGUCAAUGGCUUCUUUCGUGAGUACAUUGUCUCACGUCAAAUGGAAGAGAACCUUGUGUUUGAACUUAGGGGCCGUUGUGCCUUAACCACCCAGCGCACAGGGCGCCACCUUGUGAUUUCAAAAUGCUGGGUCAGAGAUCAAACUGUGUUUGAGAGCAUUGACUUCUCUCGGCUCCGGUCACUAACAGUGUUUGGAGACUGGAAAUCAUUCUUGUUUUCUGAAAGUAUGAAGCUGCUUCGGGUGCUUGAUCUAGAGGGUGCAUCACAAGUAGAAUAUGGUGAUCUUAAGAAGAUGGUGAAGUUGAUGUGUCGCCUGAAGUUCCUCUCGCUACGUGGAUGCAGUGAAAUCUGCCAUCUGCCGAGUUCAAUAGGAGGUUUGAGGCAACUCCAGACCCUAGAUGUUAGACACACCUCCAUUUUGACCCUGCCGAGGAACAUCACCAAGUUGCAGAAUUUGCAGUACAUCCGUGCCGGCACCACCACCGCAGUGAAGAAAGCACCAACCGUGCUGUCCAAUUGCUCUGGUGGUUGUCACCGGGUUGGUGUUGAGGUGCCUCGGGGGAUCGGAAAACUGACAGCACUGCACACGCUUGGUGUCGUCAAUGUCCGUGCUUCACCGACAAAGGCUUUCCUAGAGGAUCUCAAGAAGCUGACCCACCUGCGCAAGCUUGGAGUGUCUGGCAUCAACAAGAGUAACAGCAGCAAGUUUGUCCAUGCAAUCAAGGUUCUUGCCCAUCUGGAGUCACUGUCAGUGUUGCUCGAGGACAACAAUCAAGAUUGUUUGGAUGGUAAAGAAUUAUCACUGCCUGUCGGGAGCCUGAGGAGCCUGAAACUGCAUGGGCUUGGAGACCGGUUGCCAGAGUGGAGAGAGCAACUCACCAUGCUCACAAAGAUGGAUUUGGAAAUAGUCAAAUUGACAGAAGAACAUGUCUCCCCGCAGUCGGGACAGCUCACACCAGAAGGAAGAAGGGAACCAACUAAGGGUGUCAUCAAGUUCCUUAGCGAGCUACCAAAUCUGUGCAUUCUCCGUCUUCGUGUUAAGGAGCUUCAAAAUGAUGAGCUCAAUGUGUCCAUCAUUACAAAUGACCUGGAGGAAGACUCUUUCAAGAAAAUGAAGAUCUUUGAGAUUGCAUGCAGUUCUAGUUCCAGCUCGAAAGUUACUUUCGGAGAGAAGACGAUGAAAAAACUUGAGCAGCUGACGGUCGACUGCUGCAGUGGGUCCUCGUUCUCUGGCCUGAAGCAUCUCCGUGAGCUCAAGGAAGUCCUGCUCAAGGGCUCCAGCUGUGAUGCAGCAUUGAAGGCUGAUCUGCAGGCAAUGCUUGAGAACCACCCAAAGGAAAAGAAACCAGUUGUGAAGAUGGAGGAGCCUCUUGGUCCUGUUGAGUCGGGAGUUCAAGGCGGUCAUAAAUUUUGCUGUUAGUUUAUUCUUGUUGCACUUCAUCUUGGUUCUUAAUGUAUGUGUGCUAGUGUUGUGACAUACUGCUACAAACAAGCUAGAUCAUGUCAAAGCACUUCUUAAUUAUUCCCACCCUUUCCUUUUUUUUUGAGAGAGAGAGAGAGAGAGAGAGUGAGUGAGAGUGAGAGAGAGAGAGCGAGAGAGCUGGAUAAUCUUGUAAUGGUAUUGUGGAUUUUAGAAACCAUGCAUGGUUGGAUUGUA
Molecule: messenger RNA, 3963 nt
Organism: Triticum dicoccoides
Lineage: Eukaryota; Viridiplantae; Streptophyta; Magnoliopsida; Poales; Poaceae
Product: disease resistance protein Pik-2-like
Exons: 3
Coding region: 58-3726 (1222 amino acids)
Biological process (GO): defense response to other organism
Molecular function (GO): ADP binding
Source: RefSeq, a predicted model, not a curated record